UUUCCAAGAUGGCGGCUCUAUUUGUAAAUCAUAGAAAAGUGAAAGAAUUUCGGCACACUGCACAUGUACAGAAUAUGCUAGACAAUGAGAUGUAUGCCAGAUACAGAUAUACGAAUGGUGGAAUAUAUUAUCUAGAGGAUUUGCUGAAGGAAUCGCUGGAAAGAACGACAAGAAGAAACAGAGCACUUACUGUUAGACAGAUGAUUCUGAUUACGUUGCGCUUCUUCGCCACAGGAGCAUUUUUUAACAUCAUUGGUGAUAGCAUGGGCUACCACAAGUGCACUGUGUCACAUGUUGUAGCCCAAGUAACAGAAGCAAUUUGUGGUCACAUACAUCAGUUUGUGAUGUGGCCUGAUGCCAAUGCUCGAGCAUGGAAUAUGACAGAAUUUUUUAAGAAAGCUGGUUUCCCGAAUGUUGUUGGAUGUGUAGACGGAACACAUAUCCGAAUCCAGGCGCCAUCCGAAGACGAACCAGCCUUCGUGAAUAGGAAAGGCUUCCAUAGCAUCAACAUGCAGGCUGUAUGUGACAUCAAAGGAAAAUUUACAAGUGUAAAUGCAAGCUGGCCUGGGUCGUGCCACGACGCGCAUGUCUUCAGAACGUCAGGAUUGGCAGCCAAACUGACCAUUGAACAUGUGGCGUUUUCAGAUGGUGUCCUUUUAGGAGACAGUGGGUAUGAACAUGAAAAGUUUGCUUGA
This is a messenger RNA of Mya arenaria, 695 nucleotides long. Its product is annotated as putative nuclease HARBI1. Lineage: Eukaryota; Metazoa; Mollusca; Bivalvia; Myida; Myidae. The record is from RefSeq and is a predicted model, not a curated record. The transcript has 2 exons. The coding region runs from base 9 to 695 and encodes 228 amino acids.